GGCUGGCAGGCAAUCGGCUCCCAGAAGCUGAGGCUCUGUCAAGAUACAGGACCCCGUGCUCCGGCAGCCACCUCCUUUCUGCAGAAGCUAGGCACAGCCGGCCAGCCUGAUGCGUGUGGUGGUGAUUGGCGCAGGCGUCAUUGGCUUGUCCACCGCCCUCUGCAUCCAUGAGCUCUACCACUCGGCCCUGCAGCCUCUGGACAUGACGAUCUACGCAGACCGCUUCACCCCGCUCACCAACACCGAUGUGGCUGCUGGCCUCUGGCAGCCCUACCUCUCUGACCCCAGCAACCCACAGGAGGCGGACUGGAGCCGGCAGACUUUUAACCACCUCCUGAGCCACAUCCAUUCUCCCAGCGCUGAAAAGAUGGGCCUGGCCCUAAUCUCGGGCUACAACCUCUUUCGCAAAGCUGUUCCGGACCCUUCCUGGAAGGACACAGUUCUGGGGUUUCGGAAGCUGACACUCAGAGAGCUGGACAUGUUCCCCGGUUACAGCUAUGGCUGGUUCAAUACAAGCUUGAUUCUGGAUGGGAGGAGCUACCUGCAGUGGCUGACUAAAAGGUUAACCGAGAGGGGAGUGAAACUCUUCCAGCGCAAGGUGGAAUCCUUUGAUGAGGUGGCAGGAGGAGGUGUCGAUGUGAUUGUCAACUGCACCGGGGUAUGGGCCUCAGCACUGCAACCAGACCCCUUGCUGCAGCCCGGCCGGGGGCAGAUCAUUAAGGUGGAUGCCCCCUGGGUGAAGCACUUCAUUAUCACCCACGACCCAGAGAGCGGCAUCUACAAGUCCCCGUACAUCAUCCCGGGGGUCCAUGCGGUUACUCUUGGAGGCAUCUUCCAGAUGGGGAACUGGAGUGAGGGAAACAGCACCGAUGACCACAACACCAUUUGGAAGGGCUGCUGCAGCCUGGAGCCCACGCUGAAGGAUGCAAGAAUUGUUGGAGAAUGGACUGGCUUCCGGCCAGUCCGGCCACAGAUCCGGCUCGGAAGAGAACAGCUCAGUGCUGGGCCUUCAAAGACAGAGGUCAUCCACAACUAUGGCCAUGGUGGCUAUGGGCUCACCAUCCACUGGGGCUGUGCCCUGGAGGCAGCCAAGCUCUUUGGGAAAAUCCUGGAGGAAAAGAAGUCGUCCAGGAUGCCACCAUCCCACCUGUGAAGACUCCAGUGAGCCACGCCUUCCCCACCAGGAUUCUCCACUCUCCCUGGCCAAGCAAUCAACGUGCUCCUCUGUAAGACAGCCUUGACCUCCCACCUGCCCACAAGGCCAAGGCCUGGACAAGAGUUCGGGCCAGCCUGGCACCCUCUCUAACCGCUGAGUCUCCCCCCAUCUCCGUGUCUGACACUGUGAAUGGCUGGGGGCUCUUAUUCCUAGAGCCACCAGAAGAAAGGAAAGCUCAGAAAAUCAAAGAGGCCGGCUGCCCAGCACCAGAGAAAACUGAGACAAGUGAAGCGAAAGUAUCUGGAUUACAACACGAACGGCGAUGAGAAACCU
Messenger RNA from Oryctolagus cuniculus (rabbit), 1489 nucleotides. It is a transcript of the gene DAO, whose product is annotated as D-amino acid oxidase. Lineage: Eukaryota; Metazoa; Chordata; Mammalia; Lagomorpha; Leporidae. Gene Ontology annotation, molecular function: FAD binding; D-amino-acid oxidase activity. Gene Ontology annotation, cellular component: cytoplasm. The record is from RefSeq and is marked provisional. Gene Ontology annotation, biological process: D-serine catabolic process; D-alanine catabolic process; L-proline catabolic process.